AUUGCGAUUGCAAACAAAGAGUGCCAUGUUGUGUAAUCCACUGCAGUUAUUGCUGAGCUAAUCGUGACAGGCUGCUAUCCGCCUACACAAAGCAGCAUCUUCACUGUCACCGUUAGCCGGUUAGCUAGCUAGCUCCUAGCUAGCUGUCAGCGUCAGUGAUGUUUUUGUAGCGAGUCUACCUGACUCUUGCUGACCUUCAGUGGCGAUUGGCCCCCCGCAGCCAUCUGUCAGCAUGCAAGGAUUCUACUCCAAGCUGGACUCGUCCCCCGCCUCGUCCCCGUUAUUGGGGCGGGCCCUCGGGGGAGAAGGCGCUCCAGUACCUCUCAGCCUGGCUGUGGAGACGGAGAAAGCUCAGGCUCUCCUACAGACAUUCAGCUCUGCCUCUCUGCUGGCGUCUGCAGGACUUGGUGUGUUCUGUGUGGUGGCGGACCACGCCCUCCAGCUGUCCGUCAUCCAGAACCAUCUGUGGCUGCGCGCUGCCUUAGACAACGGCACGCACGGAUUGGUGGGGCUGUGGUCAUGGGCAGUUGUUAUCGGACUAAGGAAAAAGAGCGAUCUGUAUGAGGUGCUGCUUGCCGGUCUUCUGGCUUCAAUUAUAGACCUGGACCAUUUCUAUAUGGCUGGAUCCCUGUCACUCAAGGCUGCCGUCUCGCUCCCUCAACGUCCUCCUCUCCACUGCUCCUCUCUCAUCCCCGUCCUCUGUCUCUCCCUGCGUUUCCUCAUGUGGAUCGGGCGCCUCAAAGACGCUUGGUGCUCCUUGCCGUGGAUGCUCUUCAUCUCCAUGGCGACGCACCACGUCCGGGAUGCCGUGCGCCGCGGCCUGUGGGUGUGCCCGUUCGGCAACACGGCGCCGCUCCCUUACUGGCUGUACGUCAGCACCACGGCGACGCUUCCUCACCUGUGCUCUGUGCUCAUGUAUCUGACGGGAACCAGGGACGUGAUCUCCACCAAACACGGCGUGGCCAUCGAUGUUUAGAAGCCCCGGCUUGCCGACAACGUCCGACGCUGAUCUGGUUAUCAAUCGCCUCCGGGGCAAACGCGUUCUUCGCCGCUUGAAAACAACUUUUAAGAUAUUUGAAUUACUGGAGAAAACAUUUCUGGCACUGGACCCCCGAUUGGCACUUAAAAGAUGCUGCUGAAAGAUAAAUUUGAGACAUGUUUGUUCAGCUUAGUUGAAGAGAAAUGUUGGCUAAGAAUCCUUUUUUUUUUUUUUUUUUUUUUUUUUUUUUUUUUUUUUGUUGCAGCCAGGAUGAGGAAACUGUCAUUACAUAAUAACGGAACAAAACAUACAAUUUGGGUUUCCAUAGAUGGAGACAUCUGUAAAAUAACACAUUUUUGAAAAGGGACUUUCCGGUGCGAGUGCCAAUAAUGGAUUUAUUUCUUUGAUUUUUUUCUUUUCAGGUAUUAUGGAAAUGUAUCAGAGUUUUGUUCACUGAGUAAUGGUUAUCUUUAAUAACUGUGUUUAUGGAGUGACCCUUUAAAGCUUUGACAUCGUUUUGCAGAGGCUUGAGUGCUGUCAGUUCGUCUGCCCAAGUCCCGAUAAGGGGCCAAGACUUCUUCAUCGUCCUUUCUUGGCCCCUGAACUCUAUAUCGCUAUAUCCAUCUUCGUCCUAAGAAGGAACACUCAAGGAAAAGUCAACCAAAGCUCAACCACAGGCUGUAUGGGCACUGUAACGUUUAUUGUUAUUAGUGUCAACUUUCACCCUCGGCGCGUCCAACAGUAUGUUACCACUGUUAUUCCACUGUCCAUUUAAAAUGGGGACAUUUAAUGUAUCGUGCAUUCAUUGUAGAGUGAUUUCUAAAUCCGAUGACAGAUCCACCCUUAAUUAUCACAAAAAUGAUCUUUGUCUGUUAACGCCUGUGCUAUCCAGCUGUCACCUCUCUGCCACUUUAACAGACUCUUAACUCUGCUGCUUGAAUGAGCCUUAUUAUGAAGCCAGUCUUUUUUUUUUUUUUUUUUUUUUUUUUUCUCGCAAAUCUGAGGUUUCAGUGCCAACCAUGUCAGCUGUGGUUAUGGAUCAGGACUUUGUUUGCUGUGUAACCUGGCAGUCGUUCUCGUUUGUUUCUAAAAGAAAUUUGCACCAUCUAGAUAUGGCAUUGGCAUCGUUGGAUUUAGCUGAAAACGCACGUCCUUUUUUCUUAGUUCUGUUGGUUGUACUAAUUAAAAGUUGAAAAGGCUCUUUUAAAUCAACCUGGGGAGUGAUAAGUAUUCCACUUAUAAGAGAUGCCGGCCUCAAGAUGCUGUACAAGUGAAGAUUGUUGGCUAGUUUUCUGACUUCCCACUGUACCAAUGCCAGAAAACUGCUAAAACUUAUUUUUACACAUUCAAACAGGAAAAUCCACUUUUGAGUAUCAUUUAAUGACAUGUUACAGCCCAAGCUAAGGAUCAUGAACUGACAGAUGAUUUUGUACUUUACUGUCAGUGUGAUAAGUGUAUGGUAUCUCACAUGACCUCUCUAUUUUACAUCAGACACAGAAAGGAUACGGGACUUGGAGAGAUGCUGGAUAAUUAUUUUUUGAAGUUUUAAACAUUCAAGGGAAUUAUUUGUUUAAAAGUGUGUCCAUUGACCGGAAUAUCUUCAUAUUUACAGAAAUAUAAAAUGAAAAAAAAAAUGUUAUUGCUGCAUUAACUUGUUGUAUAUUGUUCCACUGCAGUUUUGGAUAUGUUACUCUCAAUUAAAUGAUUGAUACAGUGCAUAAUGCAUACUGAAAUUCCCAGUUGGCUUUUCAGUGCUGAAAUCAUGACUUGCUGGACAUGGAGUGUUUAUUUGAACUAUUUAUCACACUUAGACUUAGAACAUUUAGAGGUAGAAGUCAUUACACUGUUUUAGAUGUAGACCGAAAACACAUUUAUUCAUUGAGUUAACAGUAUUGUUUACUAUAUUAUACAUAAUGCAUAAUAAUAUGUGGUAAAAAGUGGAUUAAAUAGGUUUUAGAGACAUUAUUCUAGUUAUUUGAAGGUGAUUUGCUUUUAGUAUAAAAGGGAUGGUGGACCCCUCAAAGACAUUUCUAACAGUCUGCUUCUUUCUUGAAUUGAGACAUAUUUUAGUUUAUGCUGAAAACAUAAUCCCAGUAUUCUUAAAUAUCGUCCAUCGAUAAAUAUUGUAAUUUCCAUCUGAGGUUUUUGUAUUUUUCUUUUUUGUGGCACUGCUGAUGAUUGGAAGGUUGCAGUUAGGCUUGCUGUCCACUAGGUUGCUGCAGUGAGCUGUAUGUAUUCACAAUUUGUCAAUUUGGUACUAAUCAGGUCCUGAAGUAUGAGAUGUUAUGGAAAAGAAAAUGUAUUUUUAGUUUUGGUACGGUCUUUGUGUUGUUUUUUUUAUCUGCUGCAAUUGCACUAUCUGUGUUUUAAUUUAGGAAAUAUUUCCCUUUUCUGGAUUGGAAACUAUUGGAAACUGUACUACACCUACUUAACUGAAAGUCAGUUUUAGGAAGAAAAAGUUACACAAUGGCUGCCGUCCCAUUUAAAUUAUCAUUUAAUUAUCACUGUGAGUAAAACGCGAUCUCUUUUACUGCUGCUUCUGUUUACAAUGUGAUGCCCUUCAUGUAUGCAAUAUUAUGUUGAAUUCUGCACAUUUUAAGUUUUUGUUUAAAUUAUGUUUUGUAUUUGUUGAAUGUUUUUUAUGACAAAGUUUUGAUUUCAAUAUAGAUAGUAACAAGAUGGUUUUAAUGUAGUGUUCUUUUUAUCUCAA
Perca flavescens (yellow perch) is the source of this 3689-nucleotide messenger RNA. RefSeq names its product transmembrane protein 267 (gene tmem267). The transcript is spliced from 3 exons. NCBI's taxonomy places the organism in Eukaryota, Metazoa, Chordata, Actinopteri, Perciformes, Percidae. Bases 233 to 976 code for a protein of 247 amino acids. The record is from RefSeq and is a predicted model, not a curated record.